Tupaia belangeri chinensis (Chinese tree shrew) is the source of this 2307-nucleotide messenger RNA. It is a transcript of the gene CHORDC1, whose product is annotated as cysteine and histidine rich domain containing 1. The coding region runs from base 88 to 1086 and encodes 332 amino acids. The record is from RefSeq and is a predicted model, not a curated record. The transcript has 11 exons. Lineage: Eukaryota; Metazoa; Chordata; Mammalia; Scandentia; Tupaiidae.
CAACACCUUGCGGCAGGGAAGUGUAAAGGCAGCCGCGUCUUGGGGUUCCCGGCGUUUGGACCUUACCUGAAACGCUGAGGCGAGAAAAUGGCCCUGCUGUGCUACAACCGGGGCUGCGGUCAGCGCUUCGAUCCCGAAACCAAUUCCGAUGAUGCUUGCACAUACCACCCAGGUGUUCCAGUCUUUCAUGAUGCAUUAAAGGGUUGGUCUUGCUGUAAGAGAAGAACAACGGAUUUUUCUGAUUUCUUAAGCAUUGUAGGUUGUACAAAAGGUAGGCAUAAUAGUGAGAAACCACCUGAGCCAGUCAAACCUGAAGUCAAGACUACUGAGAAGAAAGAGGCAUCUGAAUUGAAACCCAAAUUCCAGGAGCACAUCAUUCAAGCCCCUAAGCCAGUAGAGGCAAUAAAAAGGCCAAGCCCAGAUGAACCAAUGACAAAUUUGGAAUUAAAAGUAUCUGCUUCCCUAAAACAAGCACUUGAUAAACUUAAACUGUCAUCUGGGAAUGAAGAAGACAAGAAAGAAGAAGACAGUGAUGAAAUUAAGAUUGGGACCUCAUGUAAAAAUGGAGGGUGUUCCAAGACAUACCAAGGUCUACAGAGUUUAGAAGAAGUCUGUGUAUAUCAUUCUGGAGUACCUAUUUUCCAUGAGGGGAUGAAAUACUGGAGCUGUUGUAGAAGAAAGACUUCUGAUUUUAAUACAUUCUUAUCCCAAGAAGGCUGUACAACAGGGAAACACAUGUGGACUAAAAAGGAUGAUGGGAAAAAAGUUGUUUCAUGUAGACAUGACUGGCAUCAGACUGGAGGUGAAGUCACCAUUUCUGUAUAUGCUAAAAAUUCACUUCCAGAACUCAGCCAAGUAGAAGCAAAUAGUACCUUGUUAAAUGUACACAUUGUUUUUGAAGGAGAAAAGGAAUUUCAUCAAAAUGUGAGAUUAUGGGGUGUGAUUGAUGUAAAGCGGAGUUAUGUAACUAUGACUGCAACAAAGAUUGAGAUCACCAUGAGAAAAGCUGAACCCAUGCAGUGGGCAAGCCUUGAACUGCCUGCAGCCAAAAAGCAAGAAAAACAAAAAGAAGAUAUAACUGAUUGAGUGGGAAAGGGAGAAAAGGCUUUUGCCCAUUUCAGAAUUCUUAAUGUGUUGUGAAGUGGUGGCUUGCUGCUGUAAUCUUACGUUUUUUUGUUGUUGUUGAGUCUGGCAUUUCAGGGUCAAUAUUAGGUUCUUAAAAGCCAAAGUAAAUUUAUCUUUUUGUGCCUCCCAUCUUCCUUUUGAGCUCCAUAAGAUUAAUUAUCAUUUCUCCUUACUGAUAGGACCGCAGUUUUUCCUAUACUUGAAGAAGGUCGGAAAUAACUCAUAAACAUAAUUGUCAUAUUUCUUAGUAUGUUAUUAUGUUAAACAAAAAAUAAGGAACAUGUGUUUCACAUCUGUUCCUAUUAUCCCAUAAUUAGUAAAGCAAGAUGAAAUGUUUUAUUUUUAAUCAGUUUUUUCCAUGUUUUUUUUUUCUAUAAUACUUGAAAAUCUUUAUAGACUAGAUGAAGCUCUGCAUUCUCUUUCCAUGUGGGAUGUUUUUUUUCCCCUAGGAGGAUUAAUUCUAGGUAGUGUAAAAAGUAGUUAAAGGGGAAUAUAUGCAUUGAUUAAUAAAUUAGAAUUCACUUACAACAAUUGAACUUCAAAACUACAUAAAUACCUUUAUUACUCGCCAAGCAGUAUGAUUUAAGAAUAUAGGAAACAAAUAAGAGUUAGUAUCAAUUGGCUAAAAUUUAUUAUUUUAUAAGACUAAGCAAUAAUGUUAAAAUCUCGGCUGAUUAUUUCAAGUUCUUGUACAGUGUAGUGACUGAGUCAUACUUGAUUUACAGUCCAGCCCUCUGAAAGCCUUUAAUUAGCUACAUAUACAAAGUAGGUGUAUAUAAUCUGGCCUCCCUGAGAAGGAACACUUUGAAGUUAUAGACUUAAAGGUUUGUGGAAAUAGAUUAAGGAAUCAGAAAACUAAACAUUCAGCUUUGCUUUAUGACAACUAUGUUAAUACAUGUUACAUAGCUUAAUUAUUCUGUAUUUGUUUAAGCUUUUCAUGAAGAGUUUGACAAUUCUAGUGAUAUAGUGUCGGUUAUGUAUUGUACUUUAUUAUCAUAUACAGGUAACACACAGGCCAUUUGUGCUAAUUGGACCCAUUAAAAGGUUACUUUCUGACGCCAUGCAGAACUCAAGAAUAAAAUUUAAAAAUGUCACAAAGGCCAAAGCUGGCAGAACUUGGUAAAGUUUCGGAACUUAAUUAGGAUUAAAUUAAGCAUGAAAAUAAAGGGCUUAUUUUCCAAC